AUGUAUUGUCUUCAACAACAAGCUCGAUUUCUUUUUGAAAGCAACUCGACUGGUGACUGCUUGUCUCUCGAAUUGACAACUGACAGCACUCGUACUUUCUGCUUGUCCACAACACUCAUCCAAGAUUUAUCACUCUUCUCCAACCAUCCACUACCAUCGAACGAUUCCGAAUUUCCAUUACCUCUCUCAUUGAUUGCUUUAUAUAACAUUACUUUCAACUUUCCACAAAAUCUCCAAACGAUGAAAGCCACUUUUUAUAAUCCUCUUGGAAUUGCUAACACUUUCAACCCUGAUACUGUGAUUCACGUUUGGAAUCCUGUAAUGAAUUCAUGGUCUGAACAUUCUCAAAAUGGUAUUUUACAAAUUCAGCAAGUGACAACAACAUCAUUGAUUUUAGGAGUUUUUGCUCGUAAAUUCGAGACAGUAUUUGGAAAAUUUUAUCAAGCAACUUCCACUAGUACUAGAUUUCAAUACACUUUGGAAUUGUCGCAACGAAUUGAAGUGUCAUUUGUCAAGAAAGUGCCAACAAGCAAUGAAAUCAAGCCAACAAUUUUCAAAUUGGAACAUGUUCGAGAGAUUUCUCCAAAAGUUUAUCAUCCUCCAAGUGGUUAUGUGACUUUGCAUGCAUUUAAAUACAUCUCUGCUUCCGGUGUGAACGACGACAAUGACGAACAGCAACAACGAAUGAGCGCUCAAGAAAUGUCAAAAUUAUGGACCUUUUAUUUUGAUCGUAGACAAGGAUUUAAAGAUACUACGGGUAAGGCCAUGAAUGUGACACUUUCUUCAUUGACAUUGGUUUGUGUCAUAAAUUCACAGAAAAAUGUUGAUGUUAGACCUCUUGUCAAGAAUCCUCUUCACACUCAACUCGUCGAACAUCAAAACAAGAUCGUUUUUGAUUUUAAAGAAGAGAAUAAUGAACCACCACUUCAUUGUGAAUAUCAUGUACUCAUUGUGAAACCAAUCGUUUCUAACAAUGAAAAAUGGUAUGGAAGAAACAAGGAAAUAGAACUCUCUACAAGUCAUGCAUCAGAGAUUUCAUCGUUUGGUGGAAAGAAAUUGUACAAGAUCUCUGUGGAUGGAUGGGAUCAAGUGGAAUUUUCAAUGACCUCACAUUUAGGGUAUGGAAUUUUUAGAGCCUUUGUGGAUGGAAUACCUUCUGAUUUGAUGUAUGACGUUUAUGCUGAGAUUAAUUAUGAGACAACAAAAACUGUCACUGUUCGAAAUUACAAGCCACAAAAAAGCACCGUUUUUGUGUCAAUCACAAGUACCUCGAGCGCACUAUCUUUCACAAUCACAACCUCAAAAGCACCAACGUCUGAAGGAGUAGCUUUGAUCAAAUUCAUUAUUGGAGGAAUGUUAUUAUUUAUGUGGAUAUUCAUGUUGUUGCUUAAACUCACAAAAUAA
Molecule: messenger RNA, 1404 nt
Organism: Naegleria lovaniensis
Lineage: Eukaryota; Heterolobosea; Eutetramitea; Acrasida; Naegleriidae
Exons: 1
Coding region: 1-1404 (467 amino acids)
Source: RefSeq, a predicted model, not a curated record